GUCAGCGUCAUUCACAGUAAAAUGGAGAGAACAGCCAAGCCUGACAGUUCACACUUGGAUGUACCCUUACUGUCAAUGGAUGUGCCCUGAGACGUCCUUUCCUCUGAAGCCUCACUAGUAUCGACGGCUGGAUCACAGCUGGAUCAGCGGUCAGUUUUUAAGUUUAGCUGCUUCAUGAUAUUUUCUGCAGUGACAUUACUGCGUGCAUGGAAACGUUUAAAGUGACAGAAAGCAUCCUCACCAGUAAAGUAAGAAAACACUCAUCGGCUACAUCAAUACAACACAGAAUAGAUAAAGAAAUCACCUGAAAGCUCGCGUUGCUCGACAGAGGAAGCACAGGACUAAUUUCUACUGGCACCCUUUAUAUUAUUUGUUCAUUAUGUGGAUCUGUAUGUAGUGAGAUUGUGACUGGAUGGAAAUGACGACAGACUUCCGUGAAAGCUGAACUAAGGGCUGAGACGAGAGUGCUAGUGGGCGAUCGUGGAAAUAAGCGACCUAACGGGACAAGUGAAUCCAAAGCAGCUGCGUCAUAUGGCCGUGUAAGGUCCAUACCAGCAUAAAGAGAAACGUAGUAAUGGGUGUGGUCACUAUUUGUGUAAUUUCUAUGAUAACCUAUGGACACCGUGUUUCUACUAUGGUUUUAUUGAUGUCAACGAUGAUCCUGAGCUCAGUUACAGAAGCUCUCCAGGUGACUGGAGGAAACAUGACCGUGGUCCAAGGAGGGACCGUUGUCUUACCCUGCAAACUCACUGACACCACCGAGGACCUCAAUCAGAUUUCAUGGCAGCGGAAGACCAAAGAAAGACCUCGGAAUGAAAAUUUCUUUACCAUCGUACAACAAGCUGGACCAAAGUUUGUCAAUGGAGAGGAUCUUCGAUUUAAAUUUGUUGGGAGCAUGAGUGACCUCAAUGGAUCUCUCCAGCUAUCCAGUGUCACUUUGUUGGACGAAGGCAUCUACACGUGUAUCUUCACUUUGUUCCCCAGCGGAAACCACAUCACAGAGAUACCUCUAAACGUUCUUGUGCCUCCGGUCUCAAGCCUGAAGGAUAAUCAUCCUGCUUUGGGUAAAGAGGAGGUUUCCCUAGGUACCUGCACAGCUGCUGCUUCCAAACCUCCUGCACAGGUGAAGUGGGUAAUUGGUCCUCUGGAAGGAAAAGUGAAUGCAAUAACCAGCUCCACCAAGCAUGACAACGAUACGACCACCACAGUCAGCUCGCUGUUGGGAGUACCAACCAGAGAAAUCAACCAGCGUUUGGUCCAUUGUGUCAUCACCAGUGCAGCCCUGUCGAAAGAAGAAACCCUGCCCUUCACCAUUCAGGUCUACUUCGCACCCAUGGAAGUGAUCAUUCAUGAACGAACCAAAGACACAUUUGAAUGUGUGACUGAAGCCAAUCCAAAUGCAGACAUUACCUGGAGCAGAUCUGACAACUCGUGGCCUCAGUCUGCUGUCAGAAUGGAGGAUGCAACGCUACAGUUUCUGAGCAUGACCUCUAACCUGAAUGGCCUCUACCAGUGUGAAGCAUCUAACACUUAUGGAACAAAACUUGGACACCUCUAUGUGCAUGUGUCUUCAGAGUCCUGCACUGCUGGUUGGACCUUAUUUGGUAUUUUGCUUUUCCUGAAUGCUGCUAUUGCUGCUGCAGUGUGGUAUCUGUAUAAAUCCGGGAAAUUUCAAAGUAUGGGAAAAGGUACAAGCAAAAGGACGCCGGAAGCUGCGGGCAGGGAUCAGGAAAGUGAAGAACAAGCAGAAUCUCUUUGACAUCCUUGGAAGCAACAAGAUGGAGCACAGGUGACUGAUUUACAGGGUCCACAUCAAACAACCUUCCUCACUCAGCUGGUUAGUGAGAUGAAGCAGUCAUCAACCGUUCAAUCAAAUGUCAUUACUUUGGUAAUGUUGUUGUGGAAAUUUCUCUGCUGCUGGUGAAGAAUGAAAUAGAGAACUUCUGCCGUCCGACAAGGUUUUUAUUUUCUUUGCAAAGAAAAGGUCAAUCAACACGCGAGCGGUCAAAGAUGAAGAAAGACCCCAAACAUGGGGAGAUCUAAACAUUUAUACCUGAGGACCACCUCUUUCACACCCCUUUGUCUGCUGUAGGGGUCUGGCCCUCCAGGAAGUGCUUUCACACCCCUCUGCCCACUGCAGACAUCGGGGCCGACCCCCUGCUGGUGUGUUUUACAUAUGAGGUGUCCUGCAGGAUCUUGCAUUCAGGGGGGCAUGUAGGAGCACGAGUGCAUGGAAAUAUUAGCGCGAAGGGUCUUGCAUCACCAGUUUCUUUUUCUGGGAAGUUAGGGGAGGGAAUACCAACACCUGAUUGGUUUACAAGCAGUUCGCUUCGCUCGUGUUUUAAUAUUUUCUGGUAUAUCUAAGAGUUACCCAGGAGCUCUGUUGACAUAGGCUUAGCUAACGUUAGCUACAGCUUGAUGAAUUGAGUCAUUGAACACAGCAGGAGAGAACGCAACGUUAGCCAGCUAAAGCUAGGGUAGACAAUUAUUAUCUAACGCUAUCGUUAACGUUAGCCUAACAUUAGCUAGAUAUUGUUACUAAAGUUAGCUGCUAGCUUGUAUAGCUAAGAGUUAAUCACAAAAAAGAAAUAAUAAAAUGUAUUAAAAUCUGAAUGACAUAACAUUGUAUUGGCUGUCAAUCAUGAUGGAAGAGUAGACAAGUUAAGUUACAGCAUGUCCACCAUCUCUUGUGGGGGUUAUGCAUUAAGCCAUUUGUGGUGCUUUUACCACAUUGUGCCUCAUAUACUGUAAAUGUUAGACCCAGGGACAGGCUGGCAUGAAAUGGCUUGCAUAAUACUGAGUAAGGAGGCCAUAAUAUUUUUGACUCAUGGCUGAAGUUAAGUUUCUCCAGCUCUCCCCAGGUUGGCAAAAAAUGCAUCUCAAAAUGCAUCACAUUGAUGCUUUAAAAUAUGGAAUAUCCAAAAUGUUCUGAUGCUGAUAAUAGCAGAGGAUUAUGAAGUAUAUUGACAUGAUAUUCUCUAUUUUGAUAUUCCUUCUAAACUGAUGUUAUGUGUUGGGCAGGUUUUAAUCUUUCCAACAUCAGUGUUACACAGCUUUUGUAUUUUGAGCUCUAUGUUCUGGGUAAACUUACUGAAGACAGACUGACCUCAAAGUCAGCCAAAAUAAGACGACAUGUUAAAGUUCAAAGGUUAAAAUUAAGUUCUGUGUUACAAAUGCUGCAGAAAAAAUAUUUUUUCUAAAAUGAAUACAAAGUGUUGUUACUGCAUAUUCUUAUAAGAACAUCAUAAUCAGUCAAAUUCUUGUCAAGACAAUCACUAUGAACCGGUAUGGAGCUGCUAAUAGCGCUAGAGGAAACUUUAGUGGACCUCUAAAGUUAUCAGGUUACUUGGUUAAUCAUGAGGACCAUAAAGUUCCAACCUAAUGGGGGUGCAAUAAAAUCCGAGGAUAGAGACACUCAGGUCCAUCCGCUGGGGACCCUGAAUGCGGUGGACUAACAAAUCCCCACCAUUUCUAGAUCUGUUUUUAGAUUUAUAAAGUGUCAAUCAUAAACCUGAAACCUGUCUGUUUAAUGUUGUCCUUCCCUUUCUGGGCUUGGAGUAGAGUAGAUAAGUAGAUCUCCUUUACUCAAUGUAAAUAUGGCAAGACAGUAAACACACACCUCAAACCAACAAACUCACUCUCUCUCAGGCCUCAGAAGAUCAUCAUCAAAACACUGCACUGUAGCGCUUCAAAAUCUCCACAGGGGAGUAAGGGAAGACUAACAGGGAGAAGGUGGGAGCGGUGGUAGGUAGGGAUUGUUGAUUUGCUAUCAUCAUCAUUAUUUUAUUUAAUACUUACUAUUACUAUUUAUUAUUUUGUUUGGAUGUCUCCUGCGCGUGCCUUUUGCUUUUCCUAAUAAUUGUAUUGUCUAUGAAAAUGUACUGAAUGUACUUAUGUAAUGUUUGUGAAACAUGCAAUAAAAACAUAAGUUAACAUGGCA
Messenger RNA from Dicentrarchus labrax (European seabass), 3940 nucleotides. RefSeq names its product nectin-4. The transcript has 8 exons. Gene Ontology annotation, cellular component: adherens junction. NCBI's taxonomy places the organism in Eukaryota, Metazoa, Chordata, Actinopteri, Moronidae. Bases 575 to 1759 code for a protein of 394 amino acids. Gene Ontology annotation, biological process: heterophilic cell-cell adhesion; homophilic cell-cell adhesion. The record is from RefSeq and is a predicted model, not a curated record.